AUGUUUCUAGGUCCUCCCCCACCUGAUCCACUCCGAAUACGUCUCGCGCACGCCUUGGGCUUCCCAAACUACCCCAACGAUGACACCGUCGAACCGUACAUCAACUACCUUCUGAACCAGCACGAUGCUCGUGGUACUCCGGAAUACGAAGAUCUUCUCAUUACAAUAGUACAACACUUCCAUGGCCCUCAGCCCCUUGGAUCAAUGAAGAGGAGCAUUGAAGGGCUGCUACAUUCGCUAUCUAUCCACCCGAACACACAAUGGCACGAAGAGGACACGGUGGUGCGCGCUAUUGGCUGCUGCACACUUUUACUGAGCUCGUUCACCGAUCUACCAACGGUAGCCGGUAAGCUCCGAAUGGUGACGGCAAGCUACAAUCUGCGCAUGCACGGAAGCCUGCUGGGUGGCCAGCCAUACUUCGAGAGCUUGGCAAAAUUGGUAGCGGGCAGCGGUUUGCUACCAGCGCCUGUUGCAUUCGCCUCUGUGGUGACCAUGGCAGAUUUAGAGUCCUUGGAGUCGCUCUUUGUUGACGCGACCCAUCUCAACGCGUACAGAUUGACUGUGUUCGGAGCAGUGGAAAUCACCUGGACUCAUAACAUCUCCCGGCACCUCCUGCUAUCGAACCGCAACGGACGUCGCAUACUUGAGAUCUUCGCGCUACCAUGCGCCUUAGAUGCCGCUCCCCUUAGGAUGGUCGGUGUCGGUAAUGAGCUGGCGCAAGAGGUCAUGGAGUCAUACAGCUUGCUGUUCAACGCCUGGCCUUCAUUGGGUCCUCAUGCUAAGCUUGGCUUAUGGGUACGUGUUUCUGUAUGA
Molecule: messenger RNA, 813 nt
Organism: Alternaria incomplexa
Lineage: Eukaryota; Fungi; Ascomycota; Dothideomycetes; Pleosporales; Pleosporaceae
Exons: 1
Coding region: 1-813 (270 amino acids)
Source: RefSeq, a predicted model, not a curated record